AUGGCUGAUAUGAAGACAGGCGUGUUUGCUAAAAAUGUCCAGAAAAAGCUCAGCAGGGCUCAGGAAAAGGUACUUCAAAAGCUUGGAAAGGCAGAUGAAACAAAAGAUGAACAAUUUGAGGAAUAUGUACAAAACUUCAAAAGACAAGAGUCAGAAGGUACUCGGUUACAGAGAGAGCUACGAGCAUAUUUGGCUGCUAUCAAAGGAAUGCAAGAAGCGUCUUUGAAGCUUACGGAAUCACUUCAUGAAGUAUAUGAACCUGAAUGGUAUGGAAGAGAUGACGUUAAAAUAGUAGGAGAGAAAUGUGAUGCACUAUGGGAAGAUUUUCAUCAGAAGUUAGUCGAUGGAGCUCUGUUAACACUUGAUACAUAUUUAGGCCAGUUUCCCGAUAUUAAGAAUCGAAUUGCCAAGCGGAGCCGAAAACUAGUUGAUUAUGACAGUGCAAGACAUCACUUGGAAGCAUUACAGAAUGCUAAGAGAAGAGAUGACGGAAGAAUUACAAAGGCAGAAGAAGAAUUUCAGAAGGCACAGAAGGUAUUUGAAGACUUUAAUACAGAUUUACAGGAGGAACUGCCAUCUUUAUGGUCCAGACGAAUUGGUUUCUAUGUGAACACGUUCCAAAAUAUAUCAGGUCUAGAGGCAAAGUUUCAUAAGGAAAUUACAGGGCUGUGUCACAAACUGUAUGAAGUGAUGACAAAGUUAGGCGAACAGCAUGCUGAUAAAGCAUUUACCAUUCAAGGAGCUCCGAGUGAUUCUGGUCCACUCCGCAUUGCAAAGACCCCAUCGCCACCCGAAGAGGUUCCACAGAUACCAAGUCCAGUAGCAAGUCCUAACCAUACAUUAGCACCAUCCUCUCCUGCACCAGCAAGGCCUAAAUCUCCUUCACAGCUGAGAAAAGGUCCUCCUGUACCACCUCUACCCAAGCUCACUCCAUCAAAAGAACUACAGCAAGAAAAUAUCAUUAGCUUCUUUGAAGACAAUUUUGUCCCAGAAAUCAAUGUGACAACUCCUUCACAGAAUGAAGCUGCAGAAGAAAAGAAAGUUGAAUCUUUACUAGAUCUUGACUUUGAUCCUUUCAAACCAGAAGCUGCAUCAACAGGAAUAACACAGUCUCAUUCACCAAUGUCCCAGACGCUGCCUUGGGAUCUCUGGACGACAAACAAUGACUUGGUGCAGCCAGCAUCCAGUGGUGCUUUUAAUGGAAUUACACAACCUGAUGCACCCACGUCCCUCUUCACAAUGCAAUCAGAGCAAAGUGCUGAGGAAUGGACAGUGGAAUCAGAUGUAGCUGCUUCUGUGGAGAUCAAGAUUGAGGAGGUUGCACCUCUGCCUGAUGUUCCUGCUGAGGACACUAAAGCUGAUGAGCAAAAUGAAUUAGCAGAGAAGAUAAUGGAAACUAUUGAAUCUGAAGAUCACAAGACAGCAGAUGAAGCUGACACAGAGGGCAGCAAGGUAGGUGUCUGCCCUGUAAAAAGAGAAUCCUAAGAAAAACUUGCUGAACCCAUCCAAAGUGCUGCAGAUGAAGAGAAAGAACCCGAGGUAGUAGACAGCGCUAAAGAUACUGACGUGACUCAGGACAUUCCCUGCAUACCAUCAGUUGUAAUAGAACCAGCAUCCAAUCAUGAAGAUGAAGGAGAUUAUCAAGAAAAAAGUCUAUUAGAUUCUAAAGAUGAAUUUGAUGCCAUCCAGGAGUCAUCUGUUGGGCAAGUUGAAGGCACCGCUGAUGAAAGUAACAAUCUUCCCACAUCUGAGAGCACUACAUCUAAGGCCCAACCUAUCAACUUCCUGUUUAAGGUUGAAGCCCUGCAUGAUUUUGAGGCAGCUAAUGAAGAUGAACUUAACCUUAAUAGAGGCGAUAUUGUUUUGGUUAUUGCUUCUGUAACAUCAGCUGAUCAGGAGGCUGGUUGGCUUUCUGGCGUCAGGGAAGUAGACUGGCAACAGUACAAGGAUGUGGAGACUUACAAGGGACUCUUUCCAGAAAAUUUUACUCGUAAAUUAGAGUAGUUAAUGUGAGGCAAGAUGUUGAUGGACACUUCAUAUUUGGAUUUAUUGACCUUCUGGGAAGACAGAUACAUUUGAGACUAUAAUGUUAACCAUUAAAGACUGGUGCCUGUCCCAGAUAAAGCUUGUUGAGAGCAAACAAAAUCAGCAUGAAAGCCAGGCCUCAGUUUUAUUCUACUAGUGUGUAAAUGGAGAAUCGAUGUUGUUCACUUGUAUGCAACCACUGGUUUGUUUGUGCUUUGUCAGAAUAAAGGUUAGGUGAACCUUUCCUAAGAUAUUACAGCAUAAAUCCCAUCUAUUAUAAAUUAAGAAUUUCAUUUCUUUGGAAGAUCAUUUUUUAUAUCUCUCUUUAAAUUAUACUGGAAGAAAUAAAAAACCAAGUACUGUGUCCAUGACUUCAGCAACUGUUGGGCAUCCGUCUUAUAAUUGCACUCUAAUGGUCACCUAUGUACACUUCUAACAACCAUGUGUGGUACCUCAAAAUAUGUUACAUCAUAGCUCUAGAAAUUUGCUGUUGAAGGACACUAUGUAUGUGAUAUCUCAUGGUGGAUACAAUUCUUCCUUCAAGACCAAGAGUGACUCAAAAACCUCAUUCACAUAGAAGACUCGUCAUUAUGCAUUGCCCAUAUUGAAAUUAAACGCUUUCACUUCAGCAUAGUACAUGUUUAAUAUAUUGUAAAUUCUUAAACGGGACUAAAAUGUACCCUAUAUCAGCAUACAAACCUUAACUUAUGUGCACUGAGUCUAUAUUGUAUUGAAUUGCUGCAUUGCAGAUGAUCUUACUAGUAACUGUAAAGUAGCUAGCAGAAUGAACAACACCCUUACAGUUUUAUGUCUUAAUACCAAGCAACUGCUGCAAAACAUAUUUUCAGUGUCCUGACUCCUUUACAGACAUAUCUAAUGUAGUUAUGUAUCAUGUAUGUUGUCCUUUACUGUAGUUUCUUAAGUCUGUAGUAUCAUUGACAAGUGCUUUGCUUUGAACUCUUUUUGGCAUUGUGGUGUUUACUAGUUUAGUGCUAUAAAGCACGACUAGCGUCCAUUGCCAAAGCAUUCAACAAUGCGUCUUCUUAAAUAAUGGGACAUUUUCUUUAUAGUACAGACAGAAAGUGAAAGCAGCAUAAAUGCACAGUAAUUGGUUCUUUCUAGUUUACAAAAUAUAAGAAUUUAUCCUGGAGAAAAGAUAUAUUUUACCAGCUUACACUAAAUACAAUAUUUCAAAUAUCUGAUGUACUGAAUAUGAAAAUGACACCUGUAUCUAUUAUGUUUCUUUCAAUGUUGUGUCAUCUCAAAUAAA
Molecule: messenger RNA, 3295 nt
Organism: Bufo gargarizans (Asiatic toad)
Lineage: Eukaryota; Metazoa; Chordata; Amphibia; Anura; Bufonidae
Gene: AMPH
Product: amphiphysin
Exons: 22
Biological process (GO): synaptic vesicle endocytosis
Cellular component (GO): cytoplasm; synaptic vesicle; plasma membrane
Molecular function (GO): protein binding; phospholipid binding
Source: RefSeq, a predicted model, not a curated record